ACCGUUCAAUUCUCACACCAUUUAUGCUGCAGGUAUCAAACAUCCUACCCCGAGAUCCUGGAUCGGCCCCAUUUCAACAUUCACCCGGAUGAUUUCAUUCGUACACAGCUGCCGUUGUAAUUUUCUCAUUCGAAUGCAGAAUAUUUUAUACAUCAUUAUGGCUACAAUAUUUCCACAGGCAUCAUUAGCCUAAUCCAAACUAGAUUCUAAUUUAUGCUCUUUUUAUUUUGAAGAAAAUCUUACGGUAUCUUACUUCUAUGCACUAUUUAUAUAGAAAAGCAUAAUGCAAUUACUAUCAGGGAGCAUUAUGGCUGAUUUCAUCAUCGCGUAUACCUGAAUUGUAAGAAUACCUGUAAAACAUGUGCCAUUAAUGUCAUCAGAUUUACUCUUAUAAAGCCAUAUGUAUUUAUCUAGCAUUCCUACGGCAUAUGCCAACUGAUAAUUAUAUUUGAUUGGCUUUGUACUUGGUUGUAUAUAUGUGGACUGCAGUUACAACUGAGCCGUGAUUAUAUGUAGGUCGCAAAAAAUUGAACCCUCGAACGUGCGGACGAGUAAUAUGCCCAUUUAUUCGAAGCGUGAUCGUCGAUCAUAAACCGUGUAUCGUGAUGACUGGGAGUUUGUGACGAAAAGUUAUAUGAGCGCAUAAUAAAUCCGUACGUGUUAACAUACUCUAAUGUCACGCUCUCGUUGGUCUUUUUAUGCUACAUUAUCCAACGCACUCAUAAAUAUUGCAUCUAGCAUUUUUAUUAACAUCUUAAUUCGAUGAAUAAAAGUUCAUGCGAAUCGAAGGUAAACAGGUGAUAUUAAAUGUGAGACAUAAUGGUUUCAAUAAUUUAUUCGUACGAUUAAUGUAAGCGUCAUCAGAGUCCCACUACCGACAGAUUGUUACUUUUACAAUAAAUAUUCAAACGAUCGGGAUUUAUUCUCAUAGACGAAAAAUAGAUUUGCGCGAUGUUGCGAUGAUAGAAUAAAAAAUAGAAUCGAACGUGUUUGAAUUCAAUUUUGCCUCACUAAUUCGAUUGGAUAAUAUUUCGUCACGUGCUGACGAAAAGUUUUCUUCCAGUGGGCGCCACUUGAUUCGCGAAUUAAGAGCAGCUCAAGAAUCAUUCCCUUGUAAAUAUGUGAUUGUUGUCAAUGUGAAACGGAUAAAAGCUACGAAUUAUAAUUAAUUUUCAUCAUAUAGGGUAGAGUUAAAAUGUGUGAUUAUGACAAUACUGUGUAGUUGUCUAAGGUCAAUAACUAUGCGUUCAUGAUUGACCUACUUUUUAAUGGAGUUUUGUUUAAUUGUGUAUAUUAACUAUGAUUCUUAAGUGAAUUGCACUGGGAGUUGGUGGCCGAGAAGGUAUCAACCUAUUACUGGUUUUUGCACAAGAAUAUUGUUGUAUAUGGAGCGAAAAAAAGUAGUGGAUAUAAUUAAAUGUAAACUCAAAACCAUAUUGCUUCAAUCAGGAUGUUUCAAUAAGAAGUAGCUGAACCAAGGCUUGGCAUGAUCAAAAGGAAUUUCUUGAUCUAGAGAGGUCUGAUUCUGGUAACUAUACCUCAAAUAUUAACGGCGCCAGUAAAAAAAAUCUUUACCAAAAUGCCACAUGUCACGAGAAAGUGGGAACUCUUUCCUGGAAGAAAUAUAUUCUGCUGUGAUGGACGAGUCAUGAUGGCACCACAGACAAGCGUCUUCUAUGUCACAGUGUGUUUGAUUGCGGGGACCAGUGGAUUGUUUUUUGCAUUUGAUUGCCCUUUCUUGGCAGUCCAUAUUACUCCUGCAAUACCAGUAAUUGGUGGAUUACUGUUUAUAUUUGUGAUGUCAACGCUGUUCCGAACAAGCUUCAGUGAUCCAGGCGUUAUACCCAGAGCAACACCUGACGAAGCAGCCUAUAUAGAAAAGCAAAUUGAAGUUCCAAAUAAUGACAACUCUCCAACAUACAGGCCUCCACCCCGAACGAAAGAAGUUUUAGUUAAAGGCCAACCUGUAAAAUUAAAAUAUUGUUUCACUUGCAAAAUAUUCAGGCCACCUCGAGCAUCGCAUUGUAGUUUAUGCGACAACUGUGUGGAGAGAUUCGAUCACCAUUGCCCUUGGGUUGGGAAUUGUGUAGGGCGGAGGAAUUACAGAUACUUCUAUGCUUUUAUCGUGUCACUAGCAUUUCUUUGUGUUUUUAUAUUCGCCUGUGCUAUCACACAUCUUAUAAUGCUCACAACAAAUGAUAGGCCAUUUUUAGAAGCUGUAAAAUUAUCUCCAGGUAGCGUAGUUGUUGGAGUUAUUUGUUUUUUCUCCGUUUGGAGCGUUUUGGGCCUCGCAGGCUUCCAUACGUACCUGACAACCAGCAAUCAAACUACUAACGAAGAUAUAAAAGGUUCAUUUACGAGUAAACGAGGACAGGAAAGUUUCAACCCAUACAGCCAAGGCAAUGUAUGUGGAAACUGUUUCUACGUUUUGUGUGGACCAGCACCUCCAAGCCUUAUUGAUAGGAGGGGCGUGGUGACUCCAGAAUAUAGAGCGGAGCAAGAGAGGGGUGGGGAUGAAAAUGUUAUCAUCAAUAAUAAAACGUAUGGAACCGUCAAAACUGUACAACCUCAGUUGAAUGGCUUAGGCGUGCUGACAAAUCCAAACAGUGAUGUAUCGGGCUCCAUAAAUAAUUUGGUCACUGGUCAACAUUCACCUUCUCAGGGUCGGCGGAUAGAGUCAAUUAACGGUAGCACUACAAAUAGUGUAAGUCAACUUGUCGCCAACGAAAUUCCAUUAGCGUCACUUAGCAUGACGCCGCUGGAUAUUGAUGAGAUAGCACCAUUGCCCUCGCGACACAAUCUGGCAUCGCUAGACACAUCGGUUAUUCCAUCCGUAGCUGUAACAACGCCUUUAUCUGCAUCUAGACUUAGGUUGUUGCAAGACACUACGAUGAUUGAGUCGGCUCUCGAUUUAGACUCGUUGGAAGAGGCUAGCGUAGGUAGAGGUAGUCAAGCGGGUCUCAUUAAAUUAGGUGCAGUUUAAGUGUAGUAUUAAUUUUAGCAUUAUUAUAUAGUUUUUAAUAAAUAAUUAGAUAACAUGGUAAUUGUUUAGAAGAGGUGAUUGAUACAAAUUCAUCAUUCAGGGAAAGGGAUUCGAUUGCAAUGUCGCAACUUUUUAGUAAUUCCAGUAACAUCGGAAUGGAGAGCUUAAAGAUUGAGACCUUGGGUGUACAGCACUUGUGUGAAACACUUCAUUGUUGAAAUAAUACUUUCUGAAUUUGGUUUGUUUUUUUCACUAUGGAAAAGUGCGUACUCGAUGAACCAUUUCGGUACGACGACCAAUCGUUCUGAGACAAAUCACAUGGUUGUGACACAUUACUAUGCACAAUAUUGACAAAAUUUUUUAUCCGAAUUCUGCAUUUUGUACGUAUAUUAUUGAAUGAAUCUGGUAGUAUAUGAAUCUUCCAAAGUGUUACGAUCAUGUUCAGAUCGAUUUUCAUACGUUAGUUAUAAUAAUUAAAUGUCGUAGAUAGAAAAUUGGGUGAAUUCAGAGCUCGUGCACGUUUGAAAGAUUGGACUCGCACGGAAGAUUGAAAUUGGAUGGCGAAUGACAAUUUUAAUAAAUAACAGCCCUUCUUCACAGUUACCCGUUGUAUGAUUGGGGUCUAGUUGAUCAAAAUCGAUUGGCCUUUUUGAACCAACUUCCGAGAUUGUAUAAUAUUAAAUACCUACUUUAUAACAUUGUUGGUCACAGAAUAAGAGAAUUAGCUACUAAUUGAAAGAAAAGCGAAAUGUUUGUUGAUUUAAGGCUGCGUUAUUUUUUUACGAUAAUUGUGCAAUUUUGUUAUCAAUGCUAGAUAUUUUCGUAAUAGAUAAUGACGUAAAUAUGUUGUGUUUUCAAUGAAACCGCCUUGUUUUCAACGAGCAUUAUAACUUAAUAAGUCAUUAAUAAAAUGCAUAAACGUGAUAUCAUUUAACAUUAGAUAGUUUAAUAUUUCGAGCUUUGCGUUUAGUUACAGAUAGAUUAAGUUCCCAUUGUCAUAUUCCAAGGUUCUGGUAAAGUAUUGUGAUAGAUGUUAACAAUAAUUCACUUGUCAUGACAAUGAAGAAAUAAAUAAAAGUUUAACGCCUGUUAUUAAUAAAAAUAUUUGAUUCACGAUAUUUUAGGGAAUAUAUUUCAAUGGCAACUAUCAUGACAUGAAACAGAUUCACUCAUGGACAAUUUCAAUAUCCUAUCGAAUAAUCAACUGAUUCAUACAGGUAUUAUAAAUUUCCAUAUUCCUACCUAUACAUCUUGGAUGAUCUCUUUUUGUAAAGGAAUUUAUAUAACGACAAAAUAGAUUUUAAGCUACGGUCAUAAUCAAAAUGCACAUUAUCGUACAAUGUAUUUAACCAAUUUCAGGCAGAAAAAUAUAAACAUACAUGUUCUAAUAUGUAUUUUUUUUUUCUAAAAUUGUUUAAGGGCAUUUAAGCACCUUCUUCCUAAGAUAUUUCACGCUCACUUUCUCAUGCCGAUGAUAAUUUAAUGUUCUACGAUAUGAUCGUGUAUUUUUUUGCCUGGGGUUACAAUGUACAGUUGUAAGAGAGCAUCAUCAUGUAAAUAGACAAAUGGUUGAAUCUACGUAAACGCCGGAAUAUUUUGCCAACCAUCACGAGUCAGUAAAAAUACGAUACACGUAUAAAUCGAUUAUAGAAAAAAAAAAAAUAGAGACAGAGAAAAGAAAAAGAAGUUUGAGCAUGCAAUUGCCCACUGCCUACGCUAAAAAUAAUUUGUGUAUGAAGGUUGUACGCAGUUGUUAUAUUUGAGAUAACCGGUAAUACGGAUUGGUUAUCGAUAUGUUUAAAGAUAUAAAAGGAUAUAUAUUAGCAUAAUUGGAAUGAUGAAGGAGCUGUUUUCCUGUACAUAAACUGUGUACAUGACUGUAUAUGUAUAUAUCGUAUAUAUAUGAUACCUAUAAUAUAAUGAAAACAUGCA
Molecule: messenger RNA, 4915 nt
Organism: Athalia rosae (coleseed sawfly)
Lineage: Eukaryota; Metazoa; Arthropoda; Insecta; Hymenoptera; Athaliidae
Gene: app
Product: palmitoyltransferase app
Exons: 10
Coding region: 1580-2983 (467 amino acids)
Biological process (GO): protein targeting to membrane; peptidyl-L-cysteine S-palmitoylation
Cellular component (GO): Golgi apparatus; endoplasmic reticulum
Molecular function (GO): protein-cysteine S-palmitoyltransferase activity
Source: RefSeq, a predicted model, not a curated record